Manduca sexta (tobacco hornworm) is the source of this 2419-nucleotide messenger RNA. RefSeq names its product 6-phosphogluconate dehydrogenase, decarboxylating (gene Pgd). The transcript has 12 exons. Gene Ontology annotation, cellular component: cytosol. The record is from RefSeq and is a predicted model, not a curated record. Gene Ontology annotation, molecular function: phosphogluconate dehydrogenase (decarboxylating) activity; NADP binding. Gene Ontology annotation, biological process: pentose-phosphate shunt, oxidative branch; pentose-phosphate shunt. Bases 155 to 1606 code for a protein of 483 amino acids. Lineage: Eukaryota; Metazoa; Arthropoda; Insecta; Lepidoptera; Sphingidae.
AUUACAUUUUACAUCAUAAAUCAUUUCAUUUUGUAUUUGGCUAAGUAUCAGAGCGUUAUCAAAUCGGCUUACGAAUUAAAUCACACCGAUAUAUUUUUGUAUAAAAAUCUCGCAAGGUAUUCGCAUAGAAAUACACAGAUAAGCACUUCUAAUCAUGGCUGAGGGAAAAGCUGACAUUGCACUCAUUGGUCUGGCCGUGAUGGGUCAAAACUUAAUUCUGAACAUGAAUGAUAAGGGCUUUGUGGUUUGUGCCUUUAACAGAACAGUUUCGAAGGUGCAAGAAUUCUUGGACAAUGAGGCUAAAGGGACAAAGGUUAUAGGCGCAACAUCUUUGGAAGAUAUGGUGGCAAAACUCAAAAAACCUAGAAAAGUAAUGCUGCUGGUUAAAGCUGGUUUUGCUGUGGAUGAAUUUGUGAAAAAAUUGAUACCACUCCUAGAGAAAGGCGAUAUCAUCAUUGAUGGUGGUAAUUCACAAUACUUGGACACGCAAAAGUGGUGCAAGGAAUUGGCACCCACCGGGAUUUAUUAUGUUGGCAUGGGUGUAAGUGGCGGUGAAAUUGGUGCCAGAUAUGGGCCCUCUCUGAUGCCGGGUGGCCACGAAGCUGCAUGGCCACAUAUUAAACCGAUAUUCCAGGCCAUUAGUGCUAAGGCGAAUAAAGAGCCGUGCUGUGAUUGGGUGGGUGAUGAUGGCGCUGGUCAUUUCGUCAAAAUGGUCCACAAUGGUAUUGAGUAUGGAGAUAUGCAGCUCAUUUGCGAAGCUUACCAUCUGAUGCGAGAUGUUGCUGGAUUAAAACAAGAAGAGAUGGCGCAAGUGUUUGAUAAUUGGAACAAAGGAGAUCUGGAUUCAUUCCUCAUUGAAAUCACCAGAGACAUUCUCAAAUACAAGGACACUGAUGGAAAUUACCUCUUGCCUAAAAUCAAGGAUACUGCUGGACAAAAGGGCACCGGGAAAUGGACAGGAAUCAGUGCUCUGGAAUACGGGGUUCCCGUCACUCUAAUCGGAGAAGCUGUGUUCGCACGCUGUUUGUCUGCUCUCAAAGAUGAGAGAAGCAAAGCGAGCGCUAUACUGCCGGGGCCUUCAUACAAAUUUUCUGGCAACACAAAGGAAUUUUUGGAUCAUCUGAACAAGGCGCUGUACGCUAGCAAGCUUAUAUCUUACGCACAAGGAUUUAUGUUACUUCGUGAAGCCGCCAAGGUGAAUAAGUGGAAUUUGAACUACGGUAGUGUGGCUUUGAUGUGGCGCGGUGGUUGCAUCAUCAGAAGUGCUUUCCUGGGCAACAUCAAGGACGCUUACUCGAAGAACCCUCAGCUAACAAACUUGCUGCUGGAUCCUUACUUCAGUGAGCGUAUCAGCGCGGCGCAAGGGUCGCUGCGGCAGGUGGUGGCGCAGGCGGCGCUGGUGGGCGUCCCGGCGCCCGCCUUCGCCGCCGCGCUGUCCUUCUAUGACGGCUACAGAUCCGCCGUACUGCCGGCUAACCUCCUGCAGGCACAACGGGACUAUUUCGGCGCCCAUACUUAUGAGCUGCUAAGCAAGCCCGGCGAAUUCAUUCACACCAACUGGACUGGCCUCGGAGGUAACGUGUCGGCUUCCACGUACAACAACUAGAAGCGACCGAUGCACAGCUCGCACCUCAACUUUGUCCGUUUUACAAUGUCCGAGUAGAUGUGUGGUAUCGCACAAAUACUGUUCAUGUAAAUUAAUGUUGGCAACACCUACAAAUAGCGGUGGCGCCUAGCCUUUUCACCAGUGACAAUGUUCAUUUAUUAUAAUGGUAUAUCAUUUAGAAUGGCUUUAUUGAAAUGUGGUUGCAGGGUGUUAUGCAUUAACUGGCAGUUAUUUGCUUGAAUAUUGUUGAGAGGCUCUUAAAACAGAGCUACAAUAUGUACAUUAAAUAAGCUUUCGUAACGAUAAUGUUUUUGUUGAGGCUGUUGAUUUUCCUGUUUUAAUUAAGUAUGAACAUAAUGGGCUAGUGAAUCAACAAGUUUAAAAAGUAUACAAUUUUAACUUUUUACUAAGGUUAGCUUUGGUUUAAAUUUUAAAUUAAGAUUAUUAAAUGAUGCAUAUUAGAUUUGUGUGUAAGUUAUUAUGGUCUACAUGGGUCGCACUGGGUAUGGUAUUCAAGAAUAGGUGUACUAAUUUUGUAAUGUUUUUCGCCUCGCCUAGUACGCGUUAUUAUAAUACUAAUAGUCUACAUUUCCUAGGGAUUUUUCAUGUAGUUUGUGAAUUGUGACAUUCCAUGCUGUAAAGGCAUUUAAAAUUUGUGAUAAUGUUAAUUACUGUGGAUGUUGAACAUAAAUUAUUCCAAAUUAUUUUUAUAUGUCAUACAUUGUAUGUGUUACACGUUUUACAGUUAGUGUUGUGAAGUUUAUACACAGUAAUAUGUAUUUUUGAACUUUUACAAAUAUAUUUUCGUAUUUA